This is a messenger RNA of Pogonomyrmex barbatus (red harvester ant), 4418 nucleotides long. RefSeq names its product superkiller complex protein 3. NCBI's taxonomy places the organism in Eukaryota, Metazoa, Arthropoda, Insecta, Hymenoptera, Formicidae. Gene Ontology annotation, biological process: nuclear-transcribed mRNA catabolic process. The record is from RefSeq and is a predicted model, not a curated record. Gene Ontology annotation, cellular component: Ski complex. Gene Ontology annotation, molecular function: protein binding.
ACAUUCAUCAUACAUAUGAUAUAAACGUAUAUCGCACGUCAGGACGCACGCGCACGCGACAUUCUGUCCAGUGUCGUCGUGCAUACGCGACUCGUGAUUUCAAAAGUUGAUAUAUUGCCAGAUGGUAAAACAAAGCGAAAAAUUUCAAGUUAGACCAAUUAUUACGUUUUACGUUAUGCGUGAAAUCUUUUCAUCUCUAAUGUUACGUCAUAAACAGGCAAGAGAGAUGAGAUCUUUGGACAAUUUUAUCCAGGAUAACGGGAUGUCGUGAAUCGAAUGAUCGCGCUAGUGGAGUUUUGUGAACGCCAGAACGACAUUAUAAACCUCCAUAAAUUCUCCAAUAAUUUCUUUCCUUUUCUAUGUAUUUAGAGAGAGAAAGAGAAAAUGCCAUUUACACCUUUCUGCACUCAAAAGGACUUAACAAAAUGUCAGAUGACACAAAGAUUCUAUUAAAGGAUGCCCGCGAAUCUUUCAAGCAAAAUGAAUAUUUGGAAGUUAUAAAGAAAUGUAAGAAAAUCUUGAAGAAAGACAAAACCAAUUAUGCAGCAUUGCUUCUAUUAGCUCGCUCUAUGCAAGAGGUGGAAGAAUUUGAAUCACAGGUGUCUUUAGUUCUCCAAAAAGCUGUGGAGGUGCAACCGAAUAAUCCAUUGGCCUGGCAAGGUUUAGUGGCAUAUUAUGAGAAAGCAUCACAGGAUCAUUGGGAAAAGUUGGUUCUAGCCUACUGCAAACUGUUGGAGUUGGAUAGUGAUUCUCCUAAGUUCAUACAUUUUGUAAAUAAAGUUUCUGAAAUUAUCUUACGUAUCAAGGAUGAUGACGUAUUAUCUGAAGUAUUGGUCACACUAAAUAAGUUACGAGAUGUUUCUACACAGGAAAAGAAAAAUCUGAUCAACAAGAAUCUAGCAUGGGUUUUUUCAGAAUAUCCUAGUAGCAUAAACAAACAUCAGGAGCUUUAUGAAAAUGUGUUUGCAUCUGUUAUAAAUGAUGUAGAAUUAGUAAAUAGACAAGAGUAUUAUAGGAAAUAUUUAAAGAUACUGUAUGACUCAAAUAAAUUUACGAAGUUGCUAACGGCAGCUCAAGAUAUGCAUAUUCAAUUUCCACAGGAUAUCUGCCCUUUAGAGUGGUUAUGUCGUGUCUAUUAUGAAAAGACUGUAUUGAAUGAAAAUGAUUUUGAGAUUGAUAUAACUCAGUUUUAUGAGUCGCUUCUAAAGUUAAAUGCGAAUUCCGAAACUGCCUUUAUUGCAAAAGCAACAUAUUUGUGGACAACAGACGAAUUGAUCGAUUGUCGCGAUUGUUUGAAGCAAGUAAUUUUAUUAAACCCGCAGUCGUUUUAUGCUUGGUUGAUGUUAAGCCAAGUGUAUUAUAAGCUUUACUGCUGGCAAGAAACUGAAAAUGCUUCUGGACAAGCGCUCCAACUGAUGAAACCGUCUUUAAAGGACAAAUUUAAAUAUGAAAUUAAUUUGAGAUUGCUUGAAGCAAUGAGUAGAAGCAGUAACAAACAAAAGUUGAUGGAAGCACGUCAAAUAUGUGAAAAGUUGUUAUACAUCGAAUCUACUGUACAAUUGCAAAUAAUAUAUGCACGUACAAGUAUAUUAUUGGAUGAGCCUGAUGCUAUCGCAAUAUUAAGCAAUUUAGAAACUCAAGAUGAAACUAAAUUCCAAGUCUCUAUUCUCAAAGCGGUCUAUUUAAAAAAUAAACAGUAUGAAGAAGCUAUUAAUGCUCUCGAACUGGCUUUAGAGAAUUCUGAAGCUUGGUUGUUAUUUGGUAAAAUAUAUUGGGAUAUAGGAGACUACAACCACAGCUUGAUAGCAUUUUUAAAUGGCAUUCAAGCAGAUCGCAAUAAUUGGGAAUGUAUGCUUUAUUUGGGGCAUUAUUAUCGUGAACAAGGUAACGACAUAGAGCGUUCGAGAAGGUGUUAUCACGCUGCGUUACAGAUCAAUCCGAAUUCUGAAGAAGCUGGUAUCGGAUUGAGCACUGCUUAUCGUCUUCUCAAGAAUACCGAUGCCAAUGUACAAUUGUUGCAAAGAGUAACUACGCAAGGUACUGGACCGAAAUGGGCCUGGCUCCAAUUAGGCUUACACUACUUAGAUCAAGGUGACGCGGGACAAGCUAUCACGGCAUUACAGCAUGUGAUCAGAGCUGAUCCUAAUGACAAUCAUAGCUGGGAAUCUCUGGCGGACGCAUACUUAAUACGUGGUGCUCACACAUCGGCAUUAAAAUCAUAUCAACGGGCGCUGCAGCUCAGUCCAGGGUCCCUGUAUCCCAUGAUACAACUCGCAAAUAUCAAAUUACUCAUUGGUCAACAUAAAGAAGCAAAGGAAGAUUUUGAAAGUAUAUUACAAAACGAUGUACAACAUAUUCUUGCAUUAAAAGGUCUAGCACAAGCAUGUUUAGGUUUGGCAAAAGAAAAUAUUGCGAAACAAUUUUUGUGUCGCGCGAGGGAAAAUCUACAACAAGCAGCAGACAAUUUGAUAGAUGCUAUCAUGAUACGCAAUGAUUUGCUUUGCAAUUGGAAAUUGCUUGGCGAUGUGUGCUAUAGAAUGGCUAUUUUACCAGAAAAAUAUUGCUAUUUAAGAAUUAAGUCUAUUCUAAUGAAAUACGAUAGUGUUGAAAAAUAUUUAAAUAUCAAAGAUGAUGAGAUACUCGCUUUAUCAAUAAGAUGUUUUUGUCGAGCAUUAUCCAUGCAGAAUUCUGCAUUUUUAUGGUAUGAUUUAGCGUGUUGUUAUUCGCUACAACUAAAUCGCAAUUCGACAAUUAACAAGAAUGAAAUAGCAGUAAAGUGUUUUGCGGCUGCAAAACAUGCCGUUAAACUUUGCCCGUCCUCAUGGCUACAUUGGAAUCUUUUGGGUAUUAUUUGUAUAUCGCCGUAUAAAAAUUAUGCCUUGGCUCAGCAUUGUUUCGUUGUGGCAAUCGAUAGAGAAUCGAAUAAUGCAAUAGCUUGGAACAAUCUCGGUGUAUUAUACUUGUAUUUAGGAGAUAUCUACAGAGCAAAUGAGGCAUUUUCUCGAGCGCAACGUGCGGACCCUAGUUACGUAAAUAGCUGGGUCGGACAAGGAUUAAUCGCGGAAAAGACCCUCAGGAAGGAAGCGAUGGAUUUAUUCCGACAUUCGACACAGUUGGGUUACCAUAAUCAGGCGGCUCUAGGCUAUGCCCAUUGGGUACUUACUACUCUUCUGAAUCCUACAAUGAAGAAGGAUCCAUUGUCAGUUUACGUUAUCGAAAAUAUGCAUGCAAUACCUGCAGCAGCCGAUAUUCUUACUUGGUAUACAGAACGAGAACCCAAUGAUGUUUAUGCUUUAAAUACACAUGGUUUAUUAUUGGAACGAUUGAAAUUAUACAAUACGGCGGCUAAACAAUUUUCCAGAGCUUUAGAAUUGAGCCAAGUUGAAAAGAGGGAUAUGAUAUCUUUAAACUUAGCACGUGUUUUGAUUCAAAUUGGAAAAUAUGAAGAAGCAGUAGAAUUAUGCAAACAAGUAAAACGUGCAAGUUUCAAUUCUCAGUGCAACCUGGCAUUAUCUCUAUUUAAAGCCAAACAAUACGAAGAAUCAUACAACACAUACGAAGCAGCUUUACAUUGGUUGGCAGAUACAGAUACGCAUAAAGCAAAUAUCUUAUGUGCCAUGGCUGCUAUUGCUUAUCUUUUCCAAGGGGCAGAUGCUGUCAAGACAUUGCUAUUUCAAUGUAUACAAAUAAAACCACCUACUAUAGCUGGUUUUUUGGCAACCGCGGCUUUAGGAAUUUUACAUGAUGAUUCUAAUCUGACUUCCUUGGUACUGAACGAACUGAAACCUUACGAAAAUCAUCACGAGUAUGGUCAUGACAUUGUCACAUUAUCGGCAUAUCAUCAAGUUAUUCAGGGAAAUCUCAAUCAAGCUAUUCGAAUACUCGCCAAAGCUAUUUUCAGGCAUCCUAAUGAUACUAGAUAUUGGAUGCGUCUCGUUCGAGUUUCAUCAUUGGAUACAAAUCUGAAUAUCUUCCGAAAAUGUGCUCCGACAGCACUGAUGCUAAGCAGAAGUACAUCUAUGACUGAUACUGUAUAUAUUGCUUGCGCAUCAGCUUAUAGUCACCUUGGUACAAAAGAAGGUCUCAGACAAGCUGAGAAGAAUAUAUUUACAUAUCCUGCCAAUGCUGAGAGCUGGAUUACUCUCAUUGCAGCUCUUUUAUCCAAAUGCGUAGAUAAGGAUUGUAAAAUUAAUAAUCGGUGGAUAUUUUCAUUAAUGUCAGUAAUGAAGUCGAGAUUUGAAAUUAAAAGUUUGGAAAAUAUGUCACAAUGGUUAUACCAUGUUGAGAAAAAAACAAAUUUUUAAAUGAAACCUCGCGUAACUAAUUAGACUAUUUUAUUAUAUUUUAUUCCAAAAAGUAUGACAUAUUUUCUCUACGGGCUAUUGUACAUUAUAUUAAUAAAUCUUAGUUGGAAUAAU